Trachemys scripta elegans is the source of this 1378-nucleotide messenger RNA. It is a transcript of the gene ACYP2, whose product is annotated as acylphosphatase 2. The transcript has 4 exons. Gene Ontology annotation, molecular function: acylphosphatase activity. Lineage: Eukaryota; Metazoa; Chordata; Testudines; Emydidae. Bases 393 to 818 code for a protein of 141 amino acids. The record is from RefSeq and is a predicted model, not a curated record.
CCUCCCCCACCCCGCUGAGCGGUUGAGCCGCCCUCUCUGGGGGGUCCCGGUGCGGGCUGUGCCGCAGUACUUGGUCAGUGUCGGGGCGCGGCGCUGUGCGACAGGUGCCGCGAGACACGUUCUCACAGCUCCCACCAGCGGGCCUGGGCAGGGCGCUUCGGGCCGGACACAGGCUCAGCCUGGCAGGCGGCUGCUUUUCCAAGAAACUUGAGCCCCGCGCGCUGCCGUCCGGGCCCCUCCAAACGAGCGCAGGGGGCUAGCGCAGGCGCAGCGCGCCCGGCUCCGCAGGUCCCGGGCACUCCCGCGGCGGAUCCGAGCAGGCCGGCUCCCGUGGCUGCACCCCACCAUGUCCGCCCUCGCCAAGGCCUCCGGCGUCCUCAAGUCGGUGGACUAUGAAGUGUUUGGCCGGGUGCAGGUACACAGAAGAUGAAGCUAGGAAAAUGGGAGUAGUUGGCUGGGUUAAAAAUACCAGACAAGGGACUGUUACUGGCCAAGUUCAGGGCCCAGAAGAUAAAGUAAAUGCAAUGUGGUUCACAAAUGAUUACAGCCUACUCCUGCUGUCCAUUAUUGGAGUUACUCUUUUCACUGUAGUGAGUGCCGACUAUGCUGCAGUGCUGGAGGUCCAGAGUUCAAACCCUGAUGAUGAUGCAUUGGGAGUGGAUGAGUUACAGUUGCACAUAAUAGAAUUUGCUUACCUCACACAGAAGGCCUGGCUGAGUAAAGUUGGAAGUCCCAGUUCUCGCAUAGACCGAACCAACUUUUUUAAUGAGAAGGAAAUCUCCAAGCUUGAUUUCUCAGGAUUUAGCACUAGAUACUAAUGGAGGAAGAAAUCUUUAAGCACAAAAUUAUAAUGCUUCAGCUGCAUAGUAAUUUCUGUGCCUCCAUAAAAUAGCAUGACAGCACUUUUUUUGAUGUCUGCUUCAUACUAAAGUAUAAAAAUACCCCUUUUACAUAAUGUAGGACUGUCAGUUACUGUAUUAGAAAUUUCAUAAUGUAAAUCUUUACCAACAUUGCCAAUUUAUAUAUAAUUUACUUAGAAGGAAGUAUAAAAAAUCAAUAAAAAUAUACAACUGCAAAAUCAGCAAAUACUAGUGGACAGUGAGAUUUGUAAGAUAUGAUCAUACAGAAUCUAGUCUUUGCCCAAUAAAAUAUGAUUUAUAUAUAUUAAAAAACAAACAAAUAGAAAACAACUUAAAUUUCACUGUGACAUAAUUAAAAAUGUUUAAAUACUUUAAGUAAUCUUUAAACAGGAUCACAGCAAUGUUCAGUAGUAUAUUCUAUAUGCUAUGAAUUGUAAAGUUCUCUUGUAUUAUUUGUAAUAAUUAGUUGAUGCUGUAGCAAGUGUUCUAAAAUAAAUGUGUUUUACCUUUAAAACAUA